This is a messenger RNA of Ustilaginoidea virens, 279 nucleotides long. RefSeq lists its product as uncharacterized. The record is from RefSeq and is a predicted model, not a curated record. Lineage: Eukaryota; Fungi; Ascomycota; Sordariomycetes; Hypocreales; Clavicipitaceae. The coding region runs from base 1 to 279 and encodes 92 amino acids. The transcript has 4 exons.
AUGGGCGGUGGUGGAAAGAUCCCUUACCCCAAGCACGUCUGGUCACCGGCCGGGGGUUGGUACGCCCAGCCUGGCAACUGGAGGGCCAAUACUCUCGUUGCUGCCGGCUUCGUUGUUGGUAUCUUGGCUGUGACCUGGAAGUUCAGUUCUGAGCGAGAAUCAUGGGCUCGCAAACCGGAGCCUGGAGACUGGUAUCCGAGCCGACGUUGGUCGAAGGAACUGAUUCAGUGGGACAAGGAGGAUAGACUAAAGGCUGAGCAGGACAAGGAGCAGAGCUGA